Molecule: messenger RNA, 1354 nt
Organism: Eufriesea mexicana
Lineage: Eukaryota; Metazoa; Arthropoda; Insecta; Hymenoptera; Apidae
Product: bcl-2-related ovarian killer protein homolog A
Exons: 5
Coding region: 407-1354 (315 amino acids)
Biological process (GO): regulation of apoptotic process; intrinsic apoptotic signaling pathway in response to DNA damage; release of cytochrome c from mitochondria
Cellular component (GO): mitochondrial outer membrane
Molecular function (GO): BH domain binding
Source: RefSeq, a predicted model, not a curated record
UCAAUUUACAGUACUUUAAGCGUAACUUGAAUCUCAUUAGACACGCGUCUGCCAUUCUAUGCAUCAAUUACAUCAAUGAUUCUCCUCUCCGUCUCCUCGAUCUACGAAGAACAGCUAUCAUCGCCCGUGACUUCUUCCUCGAACGUCGACGAAAAACUAACGCGUGUACAAAAUGUAAAAAGUGGCGUACAGCUUCAUUAUCGGGCAUCAUUACAGCACGGAAAUAAGCCUUGGAAAUUGAUAAAACAAACGAUUUAACGCGCCGUCGCGCACACUCCUCGAACGAUAAUCAACCGGCCAGCUACACCGUUGAUAAGCGAUUAUUCAGAGGCAUAUUACGCAUAUAAUGUGUAUGAGGAACAAGUUAGAUGACAGUGACUAAUGAGGCGGCUCGGCGUUAAUUACUAUGAAGCCGGACUUUCAAUUGGGGGUCCAAGAAGAGGCAGCCAUGCUGAUGCCUGAAAAGCCUGAAUGGCAGCAACUCUCCACGGAGGAUUCAUCAAUGUCUGGACUAGUCGGGAGUCUACGUGGCUUGGAGGAAAAUUCUGGGAACACCGGACAAUCGUAUCGCAGGAACAGCCUCGCAUUAUCUCUACACUCUAAUUUGGCCGCAUUUCCGGUUGCUAACAAUCAAGAAAUCUCGCCUUUUCAUGUAGUAGAUUCAGCGCGAAGGAGAUUUAGUAAUGUUAGCGAUGUCGUCUCCAGGAAGAUCUCUCAUACGAUUCGAUGGAGAACAGUUUCAGCAUCGAUCGAACUUACAGUGUCACAGGGCUCCUCAUUAUGUGCCCAAUAUAUUCGAAAUCGUUUGAAACGAUCUGGAAUCUUUCACCGAAAGCUUGGAUUGAAAAGAAUGAGAAGUGCUAUGUUGCUUCCUGGCGGUGCGGUUGUCGGGGAAGUUUAUCCAGAGUUAGUAUCAGUCGGCGCUGAACUCGAGAAAAUGCAUCCAAAUUUAUUCAAUCGCGUUGCACGACAAAUCGGUUGCGGUAGCUUUUCAUCGGAACAGUCUGCCAACGAGGCCAUCGUCGAAGUCUCUAGAGAGAUGAUCAGGAAUGGAGAGAUGACUUGGAGCAAAGUGAUAGCCCUUUACGCGAUUGCUGGUGGUAUUGCCGUAGAUUGCGUACGACAGGGUAAACCUGAAUAUUUACCUGCUAUACAGAGAGGUAUGACGGAUGUUUUAGAGGAAGACCUUGCUGCAUGGAUUCAAGCUAACGGUGGAUGGUCUGCUUUAACAACAAGGUACAGACCAGUAACGAACGACACAGUGUGGUACUCGCGGAAACUUGUACUGUUAUUUAUAUUCACUACUAUGGUCAUUUUUAUAAUCUCGAUAUUUUUAAAACUUUUAGUUUUGUAA